This is a messenger RNA of Vairimorpha ceranae, 306 nucleotides long. RefSeq lists its product as hypothetical. Bases 1 to 306 code for a protein of 101 amino acids. The record is from RefSeq and is a predicted model, not a curated record. The transcript has a single exon. NCBI's taxonomy places the organism in Eukaryota, Fungi, Microsporidia, Nosematidae.
AUGUCGGUUGUUAAAGAAAUUGAAGAGUUCCAAAAACUUAUUAAAGAAGAUAUAUCACUGGAUUGUGAAUUAAACGAUUUAGAUGAUUAUGAUAAGCUGUUAAAAAAUUGGGACAAAUAUAGAGAUCUUCAAUCGCAAUUUUUAGAGCCUGCACCCACUGAUGAAUUUUUAAAUUUAAGAAAAUCAAUGAACAAAAUUUGCAUGCCUAAUCUUGAACUUGAAAAUAAUAAAUUAGAUGAGGCUAUUAAAAAUAUAAGUUACGACCACCCAUAUUCUGAUCUAUCAUGUAUUAACAACAAGGAAUAA